Molecule: messenger RNA, 1035 nt
Organism: Cylicocyclus nassatus
Lineage: Eukaryota; Metazoa; Nematoda; Chromadorea; Rhabditida; Strongylidae
Source: the annotation of a GenBank genome assembly
AUGGGUAUUCUGAAAGCUGUUCGAGUUCACGGAAAAGGGAGUGGUAAAGAAGUGACGCUUAAUAUACAAGGUGAACGCAUCUGUGGUAGUGGGCGAUUCUCAAACGUAUAUCUGGCAGAUUUGGUGGAACCUGAAAAAAGAAAAGUUGCUAUAAAAAAUUCAUGGGAACCAAAAAAUGUCAUGGCAUCAAAGACUCAGCCUUUUCCUGAAAUCGAAGUUCUUUCUAGUAUACCACCACAUCAAAACAUAGUAGCUCUUCUGUAUCAUUUUACAAGAAGAAUUGAUCAUCAGGUCAUCCACUGUCUAGUAUUGGAUUAUUUACCUGAUGAUGUACAACGGCUGAGAGAAAAAGGAAUCAAAUUUGAUUCACUGGACGCCAAACUUUAUUCGUACGAACUUUUUUCGGCGGUUAACUUUCUCCAUAAAUGGAAGGUCAUUCAUUUGGAUAUCAAACCUUCAAAUCUUGUUCUAGACCACGGCGAAGGCCAGCUCAAACUAGCUGAUUUUGGAAAUGCAGUUCAGUUCGGCACUAUAGGAUCGACUUCGUACCAGGUAACUAGAUACUAUCGCCCUCCGGAACUGCUCUUUGGAAGCACGGUGCUGACACCAGCAAUAGAUGUUUGGUCUUCUGCUUGCGUGUUGUAUGAUUUUAUCACUGCCAGACCCCUGUUCAAAGGAAGAAGCUCUGAAGACCAGGUAAAGUUGAUAGUUGACGUUUUGGGAUAUCCAAGCUAUGAGGAAAUCAAAGCAAUGCAGUGCAGCAGACCACGAGUACACAGAUGUUCAGCUAGGGGACUCGCAAAAUAUGUUGGUGCCGGCUUCGACGAAAACGCCCUCUCGCUAUUGCAAGAAGUACUUGUGUACGAACCAAAAAAGCGGAAAACUGCUGCUCAAGUAAUGAGGCAUCACUACUUCAAUGAUUUGAAGAAGAUGCCACCACCGAUUCGAAGCAAUAACAAGCCUAUACCACAGUUAGAGAUGGAACAAUGGCAUGUGCGCUCCCAUGAACUUGACGAGGAUGACGAGUCUUCAUGA